Molecule: messenger RNA, 3024 nt
Organism: Cotesia congregata
Lineage: Eukaryota; Metazoa; Arthropoda; Insecta; Hymenoptera; Braconidae
Source: the annotation of a GenBank genome assembly
AUGAUGAUUUUUAAAAUUACUCUGCAAUUAUUCAUAAACAGAGGACGAAAACUUAAAUUUGACUGGGUAAAAACUCGAGGAUUUCAUAAAGUGGCUGAUGAGGUACCUGCAACAUCAUUAGUACAAAUUCGUAAAGUAUUUAGGCUUAAAAAUGUACCUAUUCAAGAAGGUCAUGCUUGUAUUGCUAUCAAUUGUCCUAUUUGUAAGCCGAAGAAAGCUAGUGAAUUCAACGUAUUUGUAAAUAAAGCAACAGGAUAUUUUAUGUGCCAAAGUUGCCGACAUACUGGUACUUGGGAUAAUUUAAUUCAGUUUUUGGAUUCCAAAAAGCCUGAAGAGUUUAAAAAGUUGAAGGACAGUCUUUGCAUCGAGGAUGAUUUCACAGACAAAUGGAAUGCAGUUCAAAAUCCAGUGAUCACGGAAACGACGGUUCCUAGAAUGGAUGCUCGCGGUUUGAUUAUUUACAAAGAAAAGAAGAUGAAGAAUGAUAGUACCGCGGUUAUAGUUCCUAGCAUUGAGGAUUUGUUGGCGUUGAUAGCCGAAAAAUCAGCCAACGUCGUUAUAUGUCUACCUUACAAUCUUCAGCAUAUGCCGUUGCAAAUUUUACCUCUGAUGGAGUCAUACAAGAAAUUGAUUCUCUGGUUCGGAAACGACGCAGCGAGUUGGGAUUCAGCGAGACACUAUUCCAAAAAAUUAAACGAGAAACGUUGUUUCUUUGUGAGGCCAACUAAUCAACAGCCUCGACCCAAAAUUGCUGCUCUCGAAGGGUACAAUCUUAAGAAUAUUAUUGCUGAGGCUCAGCCGAUUUGGCAUAAAAGCAUCACGACUUUCAAUACUCUGCGUGAAGAUGUGUUGAGUGACUUGCAGAAUAUUGAUAAAGUUCAGGGAUAUUCUCUAGACCUAGCAAUGCAAGGUGUAAAUACCCUGUGGGGAAGUUUUGAAAUCCGAAAUGCAAGACUUGCUAGGACGAUGCUUCAGCAAAUGGCCGGAAUGCCAUUAGACGAGAAUAUUCAAAGCUUUGAUAACUUUGCCGACGAAUUUGAAAAGCUGCCGAUUUAUUUCAUGACUUUUCAUGGCCAACAGAGUAUAGACGUCGUGAUGGAGGCCGUCGAGCAUGCCACCUACGUCCACGAUAUUGCUCAUGUGAUCAUCGACAAUGUGCAAUUUAUGAUGGGAAUGUCCGAACAAUCUAAGCACGUUGAUAGGUACUGGAGGCAGGACAUGAUUGUCUCGCAAUUUCGUUCUUUCGCUACCAAAAGUAACUGCCAUGUCACACUGGUAAUUCAUCCGAGGAAAGAACGCGUUGAAGAAGAACUUACCACUGCCUCGAUUUUUGGUGGGGCAAAAGCUAGUCAAGAAGCUGAUAAUGUUUUAAUUAUCCAAGAUAAACGAUUGAUUAGUGUUCGAGGAAAAAAGUAUUUACAAAUUGCCAAAAAUCGUUACAGUGGCGAUUUAGGAAUAAUGAGUUUAGAAUUCGAUCUGUUUAGUUUUUUUGGUUUGAUAAGCAAUGAGGUUAUAAAAAAACCAACUAUUUUAAUUGGUAUAUUGGUAAGGAAUAAAGCACACACAUUGCCGUAUUUUUUAAGUCUUCUUCAGGAUUUGGAGUAUCCUAAAGAUCGAAUUAGUUUAUGGAUUCGGAGUGAUAACAAUGUGGAUAAUUCUAUUGAAAUAUUAAAUGUCUGGCUGAAUGAACAAUUGUCUAAUUAUCAUUUGGUAAAUGUUGUGUUGGAUGAAAAGUCUACGGGGAUUGAAGAUGAAGAGGAUAUUGCUGAUUGGUCGUCUAAUCGUUUUACACAUGUUAUUAAUUUACGUGAAGAAUUAUUUAAUUAUGGACGUAAAAUUUGGGCCGAUUAUCUUUUUAUGCUUGAUGCUGAUGUAUUUUUGACAAAUCCCAAAACUUUGGAUCUAUUGGUAGCCAAGAACAAGACAGUAGCAUCUCCAAUGCUAAAAUCCGACGGUAUGUACAGUAAUUUUUGGGCUGGAAUGACUUCAGAGUACUAUUACAUGCGUACAGAACAAUAUACUCCGAUAUUGAAUCGUGAGAACCCUGGUUGCCAUGAAGUUCCGAUGAUCCACAGCGCAGUGCUAACUGAUUUGCGUCGACAGAGCAGCGACUACCUGACAUACAAAUCAGAAAAAUUAGAAAAUUACGACGGGCCUCAAGAUGACAUCAUAACAUUCGCUCGCUCCGCAAAUUUAUCUUCAACGCCUCUGCAUGUUUGUAAUGAUGAAAUCUACGGAUAUGUAAUGGUGCCACUGGAGAGUCAAGAUACCUUGGAGCAUGACUACCAGCAAUUGACAAAUUUAAAACUAGAAAUUUUGUCUCUGCAAGCUGAGCUGCCUCUCUCGCAGUCUAUGAAGAAAUUUAUCACGUAUCCCAAGAAAGACAAGCUGGGCUUGGACCGUAUCUACAUGAUCAACUUACGAAGGAGACCUGAGAGGCGCGUCAGGAUGCAUCGCUGCUUUGACGAACUGGGUAUCGAAGCAGAGACAGUUGACGCAGUUGAUGGCAAACAGCUCAACGAAAGCGUUUUAAUAAACUCUGGAGUCAGAAUGAUGCCUGAGUACGCGGAUCCUUAUCACAAGAGACCCAUGAAGAUGGGAGAGAUCGGCUGCUUCCUCAGUCAUUUCAACAUCUGGAAUGACGUUAUUGAUAAUAAUUACGAAAAAGUUAUGGUACUUGAAGAUGAUGUACGCUUCGAGCCAUUUUUUCGUAAUAAAGUCAAUUUUAUCAUGAAAGAGCUGGACAGACUGAAGAUAAACUGGGACCUGGUGUACUUGGGAAGAAAGCGAAUGCAAGAACGAGGCGAAGAGUAUGUUGAUGGCUCCGAUUAUUUAGUAUACGCUGGAUAUUCUUAUUGGACUCUUGGGUACAUUUUAUCCGGGUCUGGUGCUAAGAAAUUAUUAGAAGCCAAACCUUUGGAUUCACUCGUCCCUGUGGAUGAAUUCUUGCCGAUUCUUUUUGACAAACACCCAAGAGUCAAUUGGAAAGGACACUUUCCUAAGCGCGAUCUAUAUGCUCAAUGA